UUCUUACAAACCCUGGCCAUGGCGGUGAACGGGACACCAGAGACCCUGCAAGUCCACAGACUCCCACUCUCCAAAUACAUCGAUGCCCUCGGCUGGCUUCCACCUCUUCCCGCCUUGGAUCGCUUCGUCGUCCUCGCCAUAUUCGACUCCGAUUCCAACUCCUCCGCCAUCGAAAUCCACUCUCUAACCCGAUCAAACCCCUCAAAUCUAACUCGCCAAUCCUCAUGGUCCUAACCCUCAAGAAUUUGCUCCGUCAAAGUCUCUCAAACCCUCCACAAACCCCUCAUCGCCGCAUCCACCUUCUCAGACGUCCUGCUCGCUGAUCCGGUCGAUGCGUCGAUCGAAUCGGAGGUUUCGGUGCCUGAGAAGACAUUGCACGUUGGACCCAUUUCGUGUAUUGAUGUGCAGUAAAAUGGGUCUGAGUGUGUUAGUGUUGGGGAAGAUGGGAGGGUGAAUUUGGUGAGUGUUGGUAAUUCGAAUUUGAGUCACCGCCGAUUUUUCGAUAGCAAUGUGUCGUAUACAGCGGCGAAGUGGGCGUCGCCGAUGGAGUUUGCCACCGGUGGAUUGGGGUUUAGUCUUCAGUGGUGGGAUCAGAGAAAGCCUGGAGGACCAGCUUCUCAGUUCAAGGGUAAUUGGAGGCUCUUCUAGUACUGUAUUUGCAUGGGAUCUUCGGUGGCAACAGCAGCCAAUAGUUCUCUAUGGGGUUGCAGCAGGUGAGUUUCAGUCCCACUCAUUAUCUGAGAGUGAAAUUUGGGAGGUCCAGUAUGACAGCUAUUCUUCAAACAUUGGUAACAUGUCAAAAUCACGGGUGUUACCUGUUAUGAUCUGCUCAGAAUAUGGAAUCCUUGCUGUUGUUGAACACGGUGAGGAACCCAUUGAACUCUUGACAUUGACCGACAGAACCCCUCGGUGAUGUGUUUUUUCUUCUCUCUUUCUCCUAUACUCAAUUUUAUCUCAGAGACGUACAACAUUUUGAUCUUGGUGAUAAAUUACUUUGCUAUGUUUUAUAUCUGUGGAAUUGCCAAAAAUGACUGAUGAUUUCAAUUGGUGCCAUAACAGGAUGUGAUUGUUAAAUUCAAUGUAUAAAAAGAAAUAGAGAAUUGUAUUAUUGAUUGUUGAUUGAUUAUGUUUACAAUGAUUCCUAUAUAUAGAAGAG
Molecule: messenger RNA, 1156 nt
Organism: Camellia sinensis
Lineage: Eukaryota; Viridiplantae; Streptophyta; Magnoliopsida; Ericales; Theaceae
Source: RefSeq, a predicted model, not a curated record